Messenger RNA from Gavia stellata (red-throated loon), 3098 nucleotides. RefSeq names its product inter-alpha-trypsin inhibitor heavy chain 5 (gene ITIH5). Gene Ontology annotation, molecular function: serine-type endopeptidase inhibitor activity. Bases 72 to 2921 code for a protein of 949 amino acids. Lineage: Eukaryota; Metazoa; Chordata; Aves; Gaviiformes; Gaviidae. Gene Ontology annotation, biological process: hyaluronan metabolic process. The transcript is spliced from 14 exons. The record is from RefSeq and is a predicted model, not a curated record.
GCAGCUGCAGGCAGCGGGGCUUUCCUCUCACCUUCGGGGCAGGGAGCCCCAGCCAGCACUCCCCCUCCACCAUGAUCCUUUGGCUGUGGCUCUGCUGCGGCUUCUCCACCUCGGCAGGGCAGCCCGACUCGGAGCUGAUGGCGAGGUACCUGGAAGAAAGUCUGAUGGCAGACUACAGCAUCAUGGAGCAGGUUGCACGCCGUGUUCCAAGACAGGCCAAAUUUUUGCAGAGGCUGGAAACCAGGCCUCGGAUGUCUGAAUUCACUGUGAAAUCCACAAUCAUUUCUCGGUAUGCUUUCACCACGGUGUCGUGCACCAUGGUGAACAGUGGAUCCGAGGCCCGCGAAGGUGUGUUUGAGAUGCAGAUCCCAGCUGCAGCCUUCAUCUCCAACUUUACCAUGAGCAUCGGCAACAAGACUUAUUAUGGGGAGGUCACAGGGAAAGAAAAGAAACAUAGCAGUGAUGACAAAGCAAGGCACAAGAAACCACCGAGCCCUACAGAUGGAAGGGAGAAUGGCUAUGAGACAUUCAAAGCUUCUGUCUUCAUUCCUCGUAAGAUGCAGGCCAAGUUCCUGCUGCAUUAUGAAGAGCUUUUGCAAAGGCGACUGGGAAAAUACGAGUAUACAAUCAGCAUCCGGCCCCAGCAGCUGGUGGGGAGGUUACGAGUGGAGGUGAACAUCCUGGAGAACUCAGGCAUAGUUUCGCUGGAAGUGCCUCCCCUUCGAAACAGCAAGCAUAAAGGCAAUGGGAAAGUUGAAGGUGAUGUUUCUCCUCCUCCUUCUACUGUAGUUGGACAUACGAAAACCUUAGCUAAAGUUACAUUCAAUCCCAGUGUUGUCGAGCAAACCAGGAUUGCCCGAAACGGCAUUUUGGGAGACUUCAUAAUUAGAUAUGAUGUGAACAGGGAGCUGAGUGUUGGGGAUGUUCAGAUUCUUAAUGGGUAUUUCGUGCACUACUUCGCCCCCACAGAUCUUCCUCCACUGCCAAAGAAUGUUGUCUUUGUGCUUGACAGCAGUGCUUCCAUGGUGGGAACAAAACUGAAACAGACCAAAGAAGCUCUCUUCACAAUUCUCCAGGACCUAAGGCCUGAAGACCACUUCAAUAUCAUUGGCUUUUCCAACCGAAUAAAGGUCUGGCAGCAGGACCGGCUGGUGCCAGUUACUCCAAAUAAUAUAAGAGAUGCCAAAAAGUACAUUCAUAAUAUGUCACCUACUGGAGGGACUAAUAUUAAUGGUGCUCUCCAGACUGGUGCAAAGCUGCUAAAUGAUUACAUUGCUCAGAAUGAUAUUGAUGCCAGGAGCGUCUCUCUGAUCAUCUUCCUCACGGAUGGAAGGCCCACUGUUGGGGAAACACAGUCGUCCAAAAUCCUCAGCAACACCAAGGAUGUCAUCCGUGAUAAAUUCUGCCUCUUCACCAUUGGCAUUGGCAAUGAUGUGGACCACAAGCUGCUGGAGAGGAUGGCACUGGAGAACUGUGGCAUGACGAGGCAUUUUCAGGAGGAUGAGGAUGCAGCCAGCCACCUCAAAGGGUUCUAUGAUGAAAUAGGAACACCCCUUCUCUCUGACAUCCGUGUUGAUUACCCUGAAGACAAUGUGGAGCAAGUCACCCAGAACUUUUUCCCUAACUACUUUAAUGGCUCUGAAAUUAUAAUAGCUGGCAAACUCAUCAACCGCACCUCAGAGAGUCUCCACGUGGAGGUGACUGCUAGCAACUCCAAGAAGUACAUCCUCCUCAAAACAGAUGUGGCUAUUGACCUGCCAAGCAGGAAUGACAUUAGAGGUGUCCCAGGCCUGGAAGAUGGCAAAGGUGAUAAAAAUUACAUUGAGAGAGCAUGGAGUUAUCUCACCAUCAAAGAAUUGCUUAAGUCCCGGUUGAAGAGUGAUGACAAUCAGGAAAGAGAUGCUUUGAUGGAGAAAGCCAAGUCAAUGGCCCUUACUUACAAUUUUGUUACUCCCUUCACCGUUCUGAAGAUGAGAGAGGCUGGGCUCCAUUCAGAACCACCUCAAGAGGAGUUUAUCAGCCCUUCUACUGAUGGCAUUGGUGAGAAGUUGCAGAGCUUGCAGGGACACAAGGCACCACCAGGUGUACGCAGACAGCAAGAUAAACAAAGAAUUAAAAUCUCCAAAACUUCAGCGGAUGGAGACCCUCACUUUGUCAUUGAUUUUCCCUCCAGCAAGUUCUCUGUCUGCUUCAAUAUUGACGGAGAACCAGGGGACAUUCUCCGACUGGUCUCUGAUCACAAGGAAUCUGGUGUAACUGUGAAUGGGCAAUUAAUUGGAGCUCCUGCACCACCCAAUGGCCACAAGAAGCAUCGGACUUACUUCAGCACCAUCACUAUCAUCAGCAAUAAGCCAGAGAGGUCUUACCUAGAGAUCACACCCAAAAGAAUUAUCCUGGAUGAUGGGGAAAGACUUCUUCUGUCCUGUGAUCGGAGUGCUGUUGUGCGAAGCAGCAGCCUCGAGGUGUCCAUCUCUGCCAAUUCCAACAUCACCGUGACGAUAAGAGACACAAUCAGCUUUGUCAUCCUCAUCCACCAUUACAAGAAGCCGGCCCCAUAUCAGAGGAAUCACCUGGGGUUCUACAUCUCCAACAGCAAAGGCCUCUCUUCUGACUCGCAUGGGCUACUGGGUCAGUUCUUGAACCAUGAAGUUAAACUUCUUCAGGAAUCUCUAAACACAAGUCGUCAGGAGGUUGGUCAGAACGAAACUGAAGCAUUAAACCCUACAAAUACCCUGAAAGUGAAGGGACGGCUCGUUCCUGUUGUGUGGAAGCAGAGGAGGAUCUACAAUGGCCAGCAGGAAGUUGACUGCUGGUUUGCCAAAAACAAUGCGGACAAACUGAUCGAUGGGAGCUAUAAAGACUAUUUGGCUUCUCAUCCUUUUGACACAGGGACCGGCAUUGGGACGAUUAACAUCCUUUAAGACCAAUCAUAGCAAUGCAUUACAGCAGCAUGCGUGACAGCGGUUCCCUUCUGAAGCCUCUAGAGCUAGGCAACUUAUGAAUAUUUCUUUACUUUUUUGGUGCCAAAGAAACCAAGGCUUUUUGCCCCUGGAAAUCAGCUGUCUCUCUUUCAUGCUAGAUGAACACUGUUCAUCAAA